UAUUUUUUUUUAAAUUUUUAUUUAUUUAUGUAUGAUAGUCACAGAGAGAGAGGCAGAGACACAGGCAGAGGGAGAAGCAGGCUCCAUGCACCGGGAGCCCGAUGUGGGACUCGAUCCCAGGUCCAGGGUCGCGCCCUGGGCCAAAGGCACGCGCCAUAUCGCUGCGCCACCCAGGGAUCCCAAUCAACCACUUUUAUAAGACUAGUUCCAUCUAGUAACUCUUCCUAGUAACCCCAUGAAGGAGAUCGAUUAUUCUCACUUUAAAGAUGAGAAAAUUGCAGUAUUGAAGGUCAGGGCUGCUGUCGGGGGUGGACAUUUCUUGGACUGAUGAUCUUCAAAUGGAAAAGAAGUGUGUCCCGCUGUAACUAAGGGAAUGAAAUGAGUUCAAGGUGGAAAGAGGAAAAUCUGUGAACAGAGGACCCACACCACCUAUUAGUAGGAGCCUCCCCACUGCUGCAGGAGAGAGGAAGGUCAGAGCCGCGGAGGGCCGGAAGGAGCAGGUGGUCGGAGAAGGGGCGGGGCUUCCGUUGUGGGCGGAGCCAAAGCCCUGCCCCCUUCCGUAAGCGAGUCAUUUCCGUCCGCCGAGGAACAGAAAACAGCCGGCGAGUUGUGGGCAGAGCGCCUCGGGCAGGAGUUCCCUGGUCGCAAGUGGGAAGCUGGCUCCUGGGAUGGCCGAGGUGGAGACCCAGGGCCGCCUGUGGCUGGAGAGUCCCCCUGGGGGAGCGCCCCCCAUCUUCCUGCCCACGGACGGGCAAGCCCUUGUCCUGGGCCGGGGACCCUUGACCCAGGUUACCGACCGGAAGUGCUCCAGAAACCAAGUGGAGCUGGUCGCAGACCCCAGGACCAGGACCGUGGCAGUGAAACAGCUGGGAAUUAACCCCUCAACUGCUGGGACCCAGGAGCUGAGUCCAGGAUCAGAAGGUUCUCUGAGGGUGGGGGACACGCUAUAUUUGGUCAACGGCCUCCACCCGCUAACCCUGCGCUGGGAAGAGGCCCGCACGCCUGUAUCCCAGCAAGACACUCCACCCGGCACCGGCACCGUGGCUCCCCAUGAGGCAGAGGCUGUUGAGCCACAGAAAAAACGGAUGCGGAAGUCAUCCCCGGGCUGGGAGAAUUUCGAGAAGCUGCUAGUGUUUACAGCACCGGGGGUGAAGCCUCGGAGCAAGGUGGCUGGCUUUGAUUUGGAUGGGACCCUCAUCACCACACGCUCUGGGAAAGUCUUUCCCACCGGCCCCACCGACUGGAGGAUCUUAUACCUGGAGAUUCCACGUAAGCUCCGGGAGCUGGAUGCCGAAGGCUACAAGCUGGUGAUCUUCACCAACCAGAUGGCCAUUGGGCGCGGGAAGCUGCCGGCAGAGGAGUUCAAGGCUAAAGUGGAGGCUGUGGUGGAGAAACUGGGCCUCCCCUUUCAGGUGCUGGUGGCCACACACGCCGGCUUGUACCGGAAGCCAGUGAUCGGCAUGUGGGACCAUCUGCAGGAGCAGGGCAACGAAGGUGUGCCUGUCUCCAUCAGGGACAGCAUGUUCGUGGGAGAUGCAGCUGGACGACCAGCCAACUGGGCCCCUGGCCGAAAGAAGAAAGACUUCUCUUGUGCAGACCGUCUGUUUGCUCUCAACCUUGGCCUGCCCUUCGCCACACCAGAGGAGUUCUUUCUCAAGUGGCCCAUUGCCAACUUCGUGCUCCCCACCUUUGACCCGAGAACCGUCUCCCCCUCGGGGCCACUGUGCCUCCCGGAGUCCAGCUCCCUCUUGAGCUACGACCCUGAAGUGGUUGUCGCCGUGGGAUUUCCUGGGGCUGGCAAGUCCACCUUCCUCCAAGAGCAUCUGGUGUCAGCAGGAUACGUGCACGUGAACAGGGACACCCUGGGCUCAUGGCAGCGCUGCGUGACCACGUGUGAGAAUGCUCUAAAGCAGAGGAAACGGGUUGUGAUCGACAACACAAACCCAGACCCUCCGACCCGGGCCAGGUACAUUAAGUGUGCCCGAGACGCAGGUGUGCCCUGCCGCUGCUUCCUCUUCAGCACCACCCUGGAGCACGCACGCCACAAUAACCGGUUCCGAGAGAUGACGGGCUCCUCUCACGCCCCCGUGUCCGACGUGGUCAUGUAUGGCUACAGAAAGCAGUUCGAGGCCCCGACCCUGGCAGAAGGAUUUUCGGCAAUCCUGGAAAUCCCGUUCCGGCUGAACCUGGAGCCUCGGCUCAAACGGCUCUACUGCCAGUUCUCAGAGGGCUGAGCUGCGCCUCCCCCCGCCACCCCCUGCCCCCAAUAAAUUGUUGUUUUUUUUUUUUAAGCUUGGGCAGCAUCAUGCUGGAAAUAAGGGUGGUCUACCCAGUGAGGAUAGGCACCCGGGCGAGUCCCUGGGGACUGGGGAGCACAGACCUGCCGGCCUCCCAGGCCUCGGGGCACGGACCCCCAGGGAUCUGCGCUGAGCUGCGCACUCAGACCACAGGCCUUUCCCAGGGAGGGUAGUUUAGGGUCCUGUGGCUGUGGGCACCCUAAACAGAGGGUAGGGAAUCCAGAGGGGCAGGGCCCA
Messenger RNA from Nyctereutes procyonoides (raccoon dog), 2534 nucleotides. RefSeq names its product polynucleotide kinase 3'-phosphatase (gene PNKP). Gene Ontology annotation, cellular component: nucleus. The transcript is spliced from 17 exons. Gene Ontology annotation, biological process: DNA repair. Bases 669 to 2234 code for a protein of 521 amino acids. The record is from RefSeq and is a predicted model, not a curated record. Gene Ontology annotation, molecular function: ATP-dependent polydeoxyribonucleotide 5'-hydroxyl-kinase activity; double-stranded DNA binding; protein binding. NCBI's taxonomy places the organism in Eukaryota, Metazoa, Chordata, Mammalia, Carnivora, Canidae.